Symbiodinium sp. CCMP2456 is the source of this 468-nucleotide messenger RNA. Lineage: Eukaryota; Dinophyceae; Suessiales; Symbiodiniaceae. The record is from the annotation of a GenBank genome assembly.
AUGGCGGGAUUUUUCCGACGGCGGCAGCGUAGCUGCCUGUCUGGCAUCAUCGCAUUGAGCGCUCUCGUGGUACUCUACCAUGCCUUUGAGUCGGCCUUCGUCGGCCUUCCAUGGCCGCAGCCGCAACCUGCCACCAAGCAAACGACGAGGUAUGAGUCUUCCAAGCCGUGGGAGGCCAGAGACACAACAACGUCGAAUGUGGAAGCCAAACUUGAGGAGCACAUGAGCAUCCCAGAGAUCUUGAAUCGCUACGGCCUGCCAGCGCUUGUGUUCCACUUCGUGGUUUGGGUUUCAACACUGGCUUCGCUGUAUUUUCUCUUCUGCUUCAACACCAGCCUUCUCCAGAUGCUUCCAGAGGAGUGCAGCGCGGGUGCAUGCUUCCCCUUUCUUCCAAGAACGACUCCGUUGCAGUUUUACAUCAAAGGUCCAAGGCCCAGAAAGGAACAUGCCCGGAAGUCGUGUGGUUGA